GCCGCACGUCGAGCCAAUGAUGUGUCCCAUCACCUGACCGCCAUUUGAGCACAGAUGCUCGCCCCUCUAACGCCACACUGCCGCUUCAUCCCGCCCUCCCGCGCGGUUGUUGUUGUGUGACAUUGUCCGAGAUUCGCAGGCGACCGACAUGUCCUCGCUGCUCAAGCCGUUUUCGGUGUGUGAGGGGCCUUGCGAGAGCUCGGCGCCCAGGAGGGGAUGCCGGAGCUCGGCCCCUCAUCGGCCGCCCUCGUCGCAGCUGCUGACCGCCGCUCCCACCGCGGCGGGGCUGGGCUCUCUGCCGGCGCACCAGCUGUCGUAUGCGGCCAGGAGGAAUCUGGCGGCGGCGGCGGUCGGAGGCAGGAAAAUGACGCAUCCGGGAAAGGCCAUCCUUGCAGGUGGCAUCGCUGGAGGAAUAGAGAUCUGCAUCACCUUCCCCACAGAGUAUGUCAAGACCCAGCUGCAGCUGGAUGAGAGGGCCAACCCGCCGAGAUACAGAGGGAUUGGCGACUGCGUGAAGCUGACCGUGCAGGAUCACGGCCUCAGAGGGUUGUACCGAGGCCUCAGCUCCUUGCUCUACGGAUCGAUACCCAAGUCUGCGGUCAGGUUCGGCACAUUUGAGAUGCUCAGCAAUCCGAUGCGAGAUGCCACUGGUCGGCUAGACAACACGCGGAGCCUCCUGUGCGGUUUAGGAGCGGGGAUCGCGGAGGCCAUCGUGGUCGUCUGCCCCAUGGAGACGCUUAAGGUGAAGCUGAUCCACGACCAGUGCUCCCUACAACCUCGCUACAGAGGCUUCUUUCAUGGCGUCAGUGAGAUCAUCAGAGAGCAGGGCGUGAGGGGAACAUAUCAAGGUCUCACAGCAACUGUCCUUAAACAAGGAACUAAUCAAGCCAUCCGAUUCUACGUGAUGAACGCGCUGCGCAAUUGGUACAAAGGCGAUGAUCCCAGAAAAGAAAUGCACCCGAUUGUCACGGCGAUGUUCGGAGCGACGGCCGGAGCAGCUAGUGUUUUUGGGAACACGCCUCUGGAUGUGGUGAAGACCAGGAUGCAGGGUUUGGAGGCCUACCGCUACAAAAACACAGUGGACUGUGCCUUUCAGAUACUGAAGCACGAAGGACCACAGGCAUUCUACAAAGGGACGGUUCCCAGGCUCGGCCGGGUGUGCCUGGACGUGGCCAUAGUCUUCGUCAUUUACGAGGAGGUGGUGAAACUACUCAACAACGUGUGGAAGACGCAGUAGACCGGCCCGACGGUGACGAGAGGUCACGGGGAGGAAGCACAGACCAGUGCCUCAUUGCUACGCACAACUGAACACCUCUACUCUAGUUCAUACUAGCUCUCUGCAUCGCCAUGAGCAAUGCCGCGUCGUCUUGGUCAGUUUCCGUACUGUUAACGUAAAAACAAGCGAUUCUUUUCUAAACACAGUGGUGGAGUAAAAAGACAGGAAAGCAGAUCAGCGUUGCAUUUCUCCUCUUAUGGGACAAAAAGGGAUUCUUUUUAUUUUUAAAGAACAGGAACCGGCUCAGUUUGUGAGUAGAGGUUGUCUUUAACCAAAGGUUCAAAUUAGGAGUAGCUUAAAAAAAAAAGUGAGAUUCCGUAUGUCUGAUGAUUUAUCUUUCUAUGACUGUUGUUACCGUACAUGUUGUGGAGUGAACACUUUGUACCGAAACCGUAAAUGUGUCUUUCGAUUCACUGGGUACUUAACUGAACUGAGCAAAGAACAUUCAUAAGAUCAUACUGGGCACGAACCAGCUUCUUCUCGCAGUGCUUUCAAUAUCCGUGCAGUACUUAAACACAUCUCAGUGCUGUGUCUGCUUUAUUUAGCCGUGCCUGUCACGCUAGAACGUUGGCGGCGUUUCCCUCGCUGCGUCUCGGCGAUGAACUUUAGAUACUGUUCAUUGUGCGUUUUACGGCCACCGCUAAUAUCAGCUUAUCGCUGCAUGAAUGUCGAUGUGGCAUCCGGGGCGCCUGCAACACUUGACGGCAGCGGCCUGAAGGCUUGCUGAGGCCACGCACACUGGAGUCAGAACGUCUCCCAGCGGCAGAGUGUUAUUAAUCACGUAUUAUUUUGUAGGAAAGAAGUCCAUAUGUAGCAGUUUUCACGCACAGUCUUAAGUAGAAGGAGAGAUGGGACGGCUCAUUCGUAGAAGUUUGUGGUUGUCACUGUUGGAAAAAUUACUGCUUUUUCAGGUGUUUAGCGGGUGACUGAUUACCUUCCAGCUGCAUGUGAAGUCUUGAUAUCUGAAAAACCGGAUCAGUAACGCUUUCGCUCUCGGUGUGGCUGAUGUAAUUCCCGUUCAGAUGCUUGUGUGCAGCCGCGACGAUGAAAGCGUAUUCACUACUACUCCACAUGAAAACACGUCCCACCGCCAACUUAACACCUCUGAUUCAUUCACACAUCCACUGCUAGGCUAACCGCUAACCAGAUGUCACUUUACUGACUUUUGUUUACCUCUAGCUGGCGAGCUGGCUAGUUUAAAUUCAGUGUGGCCACAUAUACAGGACUAGACAGAUCAGAGGCUCAGUCGCGCAGUCGACCGUUUUAGUGGCGAGGCUCGGUUUUGAUCGGCCUUGCGGCACCGCUCAGCCUUGCACCGAAGCCUUUCACUCCUCUUUGCCAAACCCCCUUCGGCAGAAUCUCUAGUGUAGCCCCGAUGACACUUUCGAUCAGAAUAUCGGUUCACCCUCUGUGCGUCCGCUGUUGUGUUUUCACCUUCCAAUGUGUAUUUUUUACUGUACAGACUCUUUAUACGUUUGCGCUUCGCUGCUUUUCAUAAAGAGGCCAACGGCAUGUGUACCUCAUAUCAGAUCUGGUGCGAUCAUUCACAUUUCUGAACAUCCUGUUGGGCAGAUUGAAGGUUUUUUUUUUUUUUUUUUGUGUUGAUGGAAAAAAUAUAUAUCGCUGUGUUAGCAGAAGAAAAACCAUAGAAAGACACAAGUGCUCCGAGUGUUAUUUACAUGGUAAUAAACCUGUGAUUACUAAACCUA
This is a messenger RNA of Mugil cephalus (flathead mullet), 2985 nucleotides long. RefSeq names its product solute carrier family 25 member 1a (gene slc25a1a). Gene Ontology annotation, biological process: mitochondrial citrate transmembrane transport. NCBI's taxonomy places the organism in Eukaryota, Metazoa, Chordata, Actinopteri, Mugiliformes, Mugilidae. The transcript has 9 exons. The record is from RefSeq and is a predicted model, not a curated record. Bases 149 to 1237 code for a protein of 362 amino acids.